This is a messenger RNA of Nylanderia fulva, 5725 nucleotides long. RefSeq names its product ATP-dependent chromatin assembly factor large subunit (gene Acf). Gene Ontology annotation, molecular function: DNA binding; protein binding. Gene Ontology annotation, biological process: positive regulation of DNA replication; chromatin remodeling; regulation of DNA-templated transcription. The record is from RefSeq and is a predicted model, not a curated record. NCBI's taxonomy places the organism in Eukaryota, Metazoa, Arthropoda, Insecta, Hymenoptera, Formicidae. Gene Ontology annotation, cellular component: nuclear chromosome; CHRAC.
UGCGCCACCACAUUCAUUGUAUUGUAUCGCAUAUGCGUAUGUUCGGUUCAGUGGUGUUAGGUGCGAGGAUAUACGCGUUGUUUAUACAUAUAUAUACGUCCCGCGGUUUUUGACAUUACGCGCUUUCCCGCGAAAUCCACCUGUCAAGUCGCAGCUGUCAAAUUUCGCGGAACGAUGGAGAAUCGCCGAGCGUCGACGACGUCGCUGAGGUUUGCAGCUUGACGUCGGCGAGUUCCCGGUUGCGAUUGUAUUGUGAGUGAGUGCGUGUGCGUGAGUGCGCGUGCGCGCGCGUUGAUUGGCGGCGAACCGUGCACGAGACAGACACACGAGCGUGCUUGCUGUGUCUGCCGAAUAUAUUUCGCGCGUGCUACUUCUUGUUCUUGGCGCGCGUCUCUCGUUCGCAGUCGUCAUUCGUUCGUUCGUAUCUUGUUCUCGAUCGGAUUUCUUCCCGUUCUACCUCGUAAUCUUGCGGGAGCUCCAUAAUCGGCUUCCUCGUCGUGAGAGAGAGAGUUCCUCGAGCAGCAAUGCCGCUGCUACGCAAACAGCCGUUCCAACGGCUCUACGUCUCAUCGGAUUUCAGGGACGACGACGAGGUCUAUCAUUGCGAGGUUACGAACGAGAUAUUCAAGAACUAUAAUGAAUUUUGUGAACGAAUUAUCUUAUGCAAUUCCCUUAUCUGGUCGUGCAGUAUCACAGGCAGAACUGGCAUGACAUUUGAAGAAGCUUUACAAUGCGAAGAAAAUGCAAAGAAGAGCUUGAAAGAAUUUCCAAUGGAGUUACGAAUCCCUAUACUAUACCUUGCCAGUAAAACAAAUAGAUCCUCUUUUAAUGAAAUGGUUGAAGAUGUUUUCCAAUUUGCGAGAGAUCGUUAUUUUGUGGGAGAAAUGGUAGAGGCUAGUUUUACUGAAGACUCUUGGUGUGAUUGUCAUGUUCUUCAAGUUAUUGUACCUUCAGAACAACAAAUUAAAGCAUUCUUAAGUGAAAAUGGCAGGAAUUUACAAGAACAGUAUUAUCAUCCACCAGCAAAAUUAUUUCGUUAUGAGGUAGAACAAUUAGAUUCUGGAGAUUCUGAUGUCAGCCAGCUCAUGAUAGUAGAAGCAUCUCAAGUCAGAAGACAAAAACAACAUUAUAGCAGAGAACGUAAUAAAAUAUUUCUUCGGCAACUCUGUGAACAAAAUGAUAGUGGUAUAUGGAUCGUUAAGGAAAGUGUUUUGGAAAAAUAUGGAAUUAGCAAAGUACGUUUUGAUACUAUAUUUGCUGGCACACUUCCAGAUUUUACAGUGCGUGUAAAAAAAUCUGUCAAGCAGAAACAAGAAUCUAUAGAUAAAUUUCUAACAUCAAAUGUAUCAAAACAGAAAACAUUUGAAAAAGCGGAUCCUUUGAAAAAAGUUAGUGAUGGUAAAAAAUCGAAUGACCCUGGCACAAUGAAGAAAUAUCGAAAACCAAGAAUGAAUGGCAAAUUCAAAGAAGAACUUAAAGCGAAAGCUUUGGAGGAAAAAGCAAAACGUAAAGAAGAAAGAGCGUUGAAAAGCGAGCGUAAGAAGGAGAAAAAACAAAAGUUAGCAGCUUUGGCUGCAUAUGUAAAGCAGUGGAAUAAACCGAGAGAAGAUCUCGAAUGUGAAGAUCUUUGUUCCAUUCCUGAACCUACUGUUAUUAAAUGCAACAUACCAAACGAAAAGUUUGGAGACUUUGUUAUGAUAUCGGAAUUUCUUGAAUUUUUCAAUGAAGAAUUAGAGGUACCAGUAUAUUUCCCAGGAGGCUUCAAUUUCGAAUUGUUAGAAAAAACAUUAAUGACCAAAGAAGCGUCUGGUCCCUGGAGUGAUCUGUUACAAUUGUUAUUAUCGAAUAUAUUUAAAUAUCAAGCUGGAGAAGAUAACGAAAUUGAUGCUCAAGCAUCUACUUUACUGGAUGAUAUUAGUCCUUAUGAAGGCGCAUCAUCGAUGACAAAAGCUGUAAAACUGGCUACAAUGGCUUCUAGGUGGUGUCCAACUUAUCAGGGAUGCACGCUAUCAGAACUUACAUUAGAUCACGUAACUUUGAGCGAGAUUUUGAGACAACAUUUAUUAAGUUCUGGAGGACGUAUAAGCGAAGCGGCUUCUAAGUGGCGAUAUUCUCAAAAGGGUGGUUAUACAAAUUUUGACGAGCCAGCGCUUCUUUUAAGGAUAAAUGACGGUCACCUUUUGCGAUUACUGGGUCACCGAAAUAUCUGCGAAUUUGAUGUAGAUGAUAAAAUAAAGAUUGUUAUGUGUUUGAUCAAUCAGUUGCUUAGUUUUGCAUCAAUACGCGAUGCAAUCGAAGAACGAUAUGAUAAAUUGCACCAAGCAAAGAGAGAGUUAAAGUCAUUUUUAAUUGCUGAACAAAAGAAAGAAAAAGAAGAAAAGGAAAAGAUGCGAGAACGUGAGAAAGAAGGAAAACCACUCGAGGAAGAAGAACCAAAGAAAAAGAUAACACGUGGCAAUUAUGAGGAAGAAAGGAAAAAGGAAGAAUAUGAAAGCAAACUAAAAGAAUUGCAGCAAGCAUCAAAAGAUGACAAGAUGAUGCUUUAUCUGGGCUCAGAUAGAGCUCAUCGAAGAUAUUGGAGGUUUAUAUCUGUACCAGGAUUAUUUGUAGAAAAUGAUGAACGCUGGCCUGGAAGUUGUCUUCCCGAAGGCACUCCACACCAACCAGAGUUGCAAGACAAAGAGGCAACAUAUGCAUAUCUAAAAAAUAAAUUUGAGGAUGAGUUUAGUGACAAAGAAAACAGUUUCAAAAAAUCAAAGAAGUCGCCCAAGAAACUUUUAUCCACGGAUAAAAACGGGGUGAAAUCACCACGGAAAGAAACGGCUCGAAAGGAAUUUAAGCAAGAUCUCACUAACAUAAGAAAGAAUUUGCUGUUGUGUACAGGAGAUAAAGAUUGUCCUGUUCAUUGCAAGAGAUCGCUCGUCACCUGGAGCUUUUAUAGCAACCAGGAAGACAUACAAGCACUGAUAGAUAAUUUGAGUACAAGGGGUGUCAGGGAGAGCGAGCUUAGAAAUAAUCUUUUGCAAGAAAUGGAUAAUUUGCUUCUCGUUAUUAAUGACUGCCCUAAACAUAAAUUAAAUCCCGAAGUUUUUGCAGAUUCCAAUAAAGGACAAAUUAAUAAGACAACUAAAAAGAAUAAAUACGAGAACGCGAAUUUAAAUUUUCCUCCCGACGUAGCGGUUGAUGAAGUAAUGGAAAUGACAUUGAGAGAUCACAUUUUGGACUUUGAAGACAAAAUCAAUGCAGGUUGUUUGGGUUCCCUUAAGAUUACCGAUCGCACCGUCUGGAGAAACGCGAUUAAUCAGAGAAGUUAUGACAAACAGUGUGAUAAACUGAUGUGUGCCGGUAGUGAAAUAGACAUAGAUAUACCACCUUCUAAUACAUUGAUAGAUAAGAUAAAGAACGAAUCUAAACACAGUAGACCCGGUACUCCCGAUUCCGAGGUCGGAAGUAUCAGCAUAAAGACUUACAAAGAUCCAGGAACGUACUUAGGUUUACCCAGUGAAGAUGAGAUGGUGCUCGAUCAAAGGCAACAGGCGGUUAUCAAGCAGCUGGCGUGUGCUAUUUUGCAGCUGUCACAUGCUAUAGAACAGAGAUACAUGCAGAGACCGCUUGGACCUGAUCAGAAGGACAAGAAAUGGUCGGGCGAAGAGGCUCGAGAGAGAUGGGAACAAUCACUGAUAGCGUCGACUAAUUGGUCUCAGUUGUUCGUUCACUUGAGCACCUUGCACAAUAGUGUCGCGUGGCAUAGAAGCGCAUUGAACGCUCAAUGUCGCAUAUGUCGAAGGCGUACGGAUGCUGAGAACAUGUUGCUUUGUGACGGAUGUAACAGGGGACAUCAUCUCUACUGCCUAAAACCGAAACUCAGUGCUGUACCGGCGGGAGAUUGGUUUUGUAGAGCGUGCAAACCGCCGGAGGUGAAACCCAAGGAAAAGGCUCAAAAGCGAAAAAGAUUUGAGGAUGAAAUCGAGGAAGAAGAAGUACUGACCAAAGAGACGCGAUACAAUCGCGCAAAGCGAGCACUUCAGAGCGAUGAUGAAGACGAUCAAGAAGAAAAUCAAGAUGAUGAAGACAGCGAGGAAGAGAUAAAUGAACAAAUAGAAAACUUAUGCGCAACAUGCAAAAGUGGUGGAAAGCUGAUCUCAUGUGAUACAUGUCAAAAUCAUUAUCACUUAGAAUGCCUCGAACCACCAUUGUCGAGGGCUCCUAGAGGAAGAUGGUCUUGCUUUAUAUGCAAACCUAGAAGAAAGAGGAAUACAACAAAAGUGAGGGGGCGCGAAAGGGAAAGAGACAAGGAGAGGCUGUGCGCAGCAGCAGCACGCUCUCGCAUCCAUGGCUUUGCCAAGAGCCUCCUCACUACAGAAUCUACAGACUGGGAUGAUAGCAGCGCAUCCGAUGACACCGAACCAAGACAAACGCGACGUGCGACGAAAAGAGCCGCCCAAAUUGAACACGAGGAGGAUAAAAAUUCAAUCAAAGGAUCUAUGGCUAGACUGCAAGAAUUAUUAACUGAUAUUAGGCAUCAUAGAGAUUCAUGGCCGUUUCUAUCGCCUGUCACAAAGGAUGAAGUUCCAGAUUAUCAUGAUAUCAUUUCUAAUCCGAUGGACUUUGGGACAAUCAAAAGCAAACUUGGUAAUGGCGACUAUGAGACGUUGGAUAAAUUCUUUAGCGAUUGUCAUCUAGUUUUUGAAAACUGCAGAUUGUACAAUAAGGAACAUAGUUCUGUAUACAAUUAUGUAUAUAGUGCAGGAACACGAUUACGCAAAUACCUCGAGAAGCGCUGCAAGGAAUUAGGCUUGAACUUUAACGAACUUUUCGAAGAACCCAAGAUUAAGAGGGCAAGAUUCGAUGGCAAUGAUGUCGAAGAAAAUUCCACGUCGAAUAGCGAAGACGAUGAAGAGGAAGCACAGAAGAGAAGAUAGAAUAGAAAAGCUAUAUGCAUAUAUAUUAUAUAUACUUUUAGUAUAGAGUACAUACUCGUGAGAUUAAAAAAUCUGAUACCGCUCAAGAAAUUUAUAUAUUUUGAAUUAGAAUACGUAUAAUCGAUUACGAGCGGUAGAUAGAUUCCGUAUAUAGCUCACGACAUUUGAUAAAUUAAACAAUUUUUUCACGAUAAACAAUGUGAAGUUACAUUGACAACUUAUGGAAUAGUACAACUAAAUGCUAUUUAUUUUGCAAAAUUAACAAUUUACAUAAAACGACACAUGCAACAGUAUAUAUAAAAUGUACGAAAGAUUUUUUUUUUUUUUUUAAGUCUUUCUUCGAGGCUUAUUAUGAUACAGAUGUAUGCAGUAUUAUUUGCAGAAAUGCAUACUCAUAGUUGCACUACAUAUAAUUUUAGAUGCAUUGCACAUACACAGAAUUUUGCAAACACAUAGCUGAUUAGUUCCAUUGGCUUUAAUUAAUUUUUUUCUAGAUGUAGAAACAAAUUUUCAAUAUAUUCUCACAUUUAUUUAUUUAGUAUUACACAUAACACGAGUGCGCGUGCACACAUGCACACACAACAUACACCCACACACACCUAUGCACCAAUACAUCAUAUUUUUUGUAGUAAUAUAUUAAGGAUUGUUAAUUGUAUAUGAUGAAUUCAUAAGCUCUCAAUUUUUCUCGAAAUCGUACACAAGAUUUAAUCAUAAAACAUAAUUUUCAGAAAAAUGCAUAAAUCAUAAGCACAUUAGCAAAUUUAUGUUUAUAGAUCCAGACAAUAAAAUUCGAUACUUUUGUA